AUGAGCACCAACCCCGUCCAGAAGGCGUUCGGCGCUGGUGAUACCGGGGAUGACGAGAUCCUCUACGGCUCCGGCUCGCCCGUGAGCAGAAGCGAAGGCCAGAGACUCCACCAAGAAAACGUCGACUCUCUCGGGCAAUCCAACCCCGGUGCCGCCCAUGGCGAACAACAACGAUCCGAAGGUCUCACAAGGAGAGAUGAGACGGCAGCCGACGACGAGAGAGACACGGAUACGGGCGACGAGCCAAAGAAGAGAGGCUUCUUGAGCAAAUUGAUGGGAAAGAGCGACAAGGACGAGCAGCCCCGAGACAUUCCCUACGAAAAGUGGCGCGAAGAGCACGGCGUUACUGGCGCCAGCCCCGGCGCCGCCGGUGCCGCAGCACUCGAGGCCAGAAGGAAGCAGUCGUCGGACGAUGCGAGGCAUGAUGGCGAAGAUUCAGAAAAGAAGGGCGGUCUGUUGAGCAAGUUGAGGGGUUCGAAGAGCGACAAAGACGAUAAGUCUCGCGAAGCAUCGUCCGAACACCAUCGCGAAGAGACAGGUGUGGCUGCAGCGGGCACUGCCGGCGCGGCUGGCAUUGGCGGCCUAGCCUAUGAAGAGCAAAGGAAGAAGUCUGAGGAACCUGGCGAAGAUUCGCAGAAGAAGGGCGGCUUGCUCAGCAAGUUCAGGUCCUCCAAGAACAAAGAUUCCGAAGCAUCUGCGUCGGAACCGACAGCACAUGACAACGAGCUCGGACAAGGAGCGACAGUGGCUGGAGCAGGGGCUCUCGGCGCCACCGGCGUCGGCGCAGCCGCCUAUGAGUCCCAUCCUCGCGAUGACGCCGCACACGAACCUAACCCUCGCGUAAAUACGCAUGACGACGUGUCGAGAGCCACGUACACCGAACGAGCGCAUCAUCUGGGCUCGAACGAACACAACUCGUCAAACGUCACCGCGGUUUCGCAGCCGCCGCCGACGACAGAUAGCUCCCACUUUGGUCGGGAUGCCGCGCUCGCGGGAGCUGGUGCAGGUGUAGUCGGUGGCGGUGCAUACGCUGCUACCAGAGGCCACGAUCAACCGACUUCGUCUAAUGUCACCGCGGCAUCGCAUCCGCCUCCUGGAGCAACGACGACAGCAGAUAACUCCCAUUUUGGUCGAGAUGCUGCGGUUACCGGCGCCGGUGCAGGUGUAGUCGGUGGAGGUGCAUACGCCGCUACCAGAGGCCAUGACCAACCGGCUUCGUCCAAUGUCACUGCUGCGUCGCACCCGCCUCCAGGAACCGCAUCGACAUACACCGAACGCUCAUACCCACUACCUUCCGGUUCGGAAGCCCCAACGGCAGCACCAGGAACGACUCCCAGCGACUCCCACUUGGGCCGUGACGCUGCACUCGUAGGUGCUGGCGCAGGCGUGGUUGGCGGCGGCGCAUACGCCGCCACUAGAGACCGCGAGAUUGUGGCGCCCGAAACCACCAGCGGUGAAAUCAUGCAGCGCCCGCGCCCAGAGCAGAUGGACAGCGUGAGCAGACUGCACGUCCCUGGCGAGUUUCCGAGAGAAGAUGGCAUGGAUCCCCAUGCGCCGUCUGGCGUCCCAGCUUCCACUGCCGCCCCAGUGGCGGUGGCAGCGGCACCAGUCACGCUGACGCCAAUAACGCACACCAGUCAUGCGCCCACUGCAGCACCUAUCCGUGCUGCGACGAUCGGAGCAGUGACUGCAGGCGCAGGUGGCGCAGCAGCCGCGUCUUCCGGAUUAGGUGAAGAGGGAGCGCGCGAAGUCGGCCAUUCAAACCGUCAGCGCUUCUUUGGCCGACCCGAAGCAAGAUCGCAUAUCAUUCCACAAUUCGCAGCGACGGAAAGCCACACUGGCCGUGAUGCGGCAUUGAUCGGAGCCGGCGCUGCAGGCACUGGCGCCGUCGGAGUAGCGGCCGUCGAGGCUCGCAGGGACGUCAAGGCUCCACAGGGACCCGCGAAAUUCAAUCAUCCACCGCAAGGCGCAGGGAGAGUCGAGCCCCACGACACCAACGUCAGGACCGACCGUCCCGAGGCCGAAGACCGCAACAUCAACGCCGAAAAGCCCCAACACGACUACGGCCGCGACGGAGCUCUCGCGGCCGCCACCGCCGCCACAGGAGGCGCAGCAGGCUACGAAGCAACCAGACACCACGAAGACGACCACAACGGCAAAGCAGCCGUCUCGCCCGAUGACAACCGCGUGUCUAUCGACCCCGACGGCCGCCAUCAUCUGCACAAGAAGAGCGAGGAGCAGGCCGGGGAGAAGAAGCCCGGCUUCCUUUCGAAAUUGCUGCAUCGCGAUAAGAACCGCAAGGAGAACGACGAGCCGGACAGCCCGGGGAGUAGGGAGUAUGCGCAUCAGCAGCAGAGUAGUCCAGAUGCGGUCACGGCUGCGCAGACUGCUUCUGCGGGGCAUCCUCUUGCGGAGGGCGGGACGGGGAAGCAAGCGGCGGCCGGGUCUAGUGGGCAAUACAUGACCGAGGCUGGUGUGGGGUUGCCUGUGGGCGAGGAUGGGCUGAUUCACAUUGUCAACGAGGGAGCGCCGCCGGAUGCCCCUGCGUUGGUCAUGAAGCACGACGGAUCGGAGGUCUUUCAGCAUAAGCAGGAUUUGUAG
Neohortaea acidophila is the source of this 2601-nucleotide messenger RNA. RefSeq lists its product as uncharacterized. Lineage: Eukaryota; Fungi; Ascomycota; Dothideomycetes; Mycosphaerellales; Teratosphaeriaceae. The record is from RefSeq and is a predicted model, not a curated record. The coding region runs from base 1 to 2601 and encodes 866 amino acids. The transcript has 7 exons.